Molecule: messenger RNA, 948 nt
Organism: Exophiala bonariae
Lineage: Eukaryota; Fungi; Ascomycota; Eurotiomycetes; Chaetothyriales; Herpotrichiellaceae
Exons: 3
Coding region: 1-948 (315 amino acids)
Source: RefSeq, a predicted model, not a curated record
AUGUCGAAACAGUAUGAUCUUCCUGCAGAUGCUGUCUGGUUUAUAACCGGCGGAUCAUCUGGCAUUGGGAAAGCGUUCCUCAACCAUCUAAGUCGUACGUCCUAUCGCGUCGUCGCGGUGGCACGACAACUCUCAGCGCUAGACUAUAUUCCAGAAUCGACCAAUGUACUCAAAGUGAUCCUCGACGUGACUUCGCCAACAGCCAUCAGGGCUGCUGUAGCAAAAACCGUUGACAAGUUUGGUCGCAUCGAUGUCCUGGUCAACAACGUGGCUUACUCGCUCCUUGGAGACACAGAGACCACGACCGAUGAAGAAGCAAGGCUGUUAUUCGAUACCAAUUUCUGGGGAGCGACAAGUCUCAUCCGUGAGGUGGUUCGGGUUAUGCGUCAGGACAAUCCCAAGACGGGCCAGAUUGGUGGUGUUAUUGGGUUCAUGAGCUCGACGGGUGCGCGCGUGGCUUUCCCUGGAGGCUCAUAUUACUAUGCAACAAGGUUUGCCAUGGAAGGGUUCAUGGAAAGUUUUCAAGCGGAGGUCAGUCCUGCCUGGAAUAUUCAUUUCAUGAUCGCAGAGCCCGGAGGUGUCAAGACCGAUUACCUACAAAAAAGCGUCGUUUUGACAGAGAGACACCCUGCAUAUGGAGAUGAUCCGGCUGGAGCAACGAACCAGUUGUUGGAUAUGCUCAAGAACAAGGCCAUGGUCGAAACUUUCCCAGAGCCCGACACGCUAGUCGAAGUCAUCAUUGACACUGUGAAGAAUGGAAUUGACGGCUUGGGCAUCCCACUGAGACUUCCACUUGGAGCAGAUUCGUGGACCAUGUUAAAUGGCAAUUUGGCAAAGUCCAUGAAGGAUCAUCAAGCCUUGAAGACGACUGCGUUCAGGACGACAAGCGAUGCAGGUGCAUUGGGGGAGCUAGGGAAGGCGCUGGAAGGCUCUGCCGGAUCGAAAUAA